Messenger RNA from Cryphonectria parasitica EP155, 2170 nucleotides. RefSeq lists its product as uncharacterized. The transcript has 5 exons. Bases 1 to 1629 code for a protein of 542 amino acids. Gene Ontology annotation, biological process: transmembrane transport. NCBI's taxonomy places the organism in Eukaryota, Fungi, Ascomycota, Sordariomycetes, Diaporthales, Cryphonectriaceae. Gene Ontology annotation, cellular component: endoplasmic reticulum; membrane. The record is from RefSeq and is a predicted model, not a curated record.
AUGGAGUCAAUAACAACAUCAUCAGCACCCUUUGUGGUCUUCACUGGGGCACAUGAUUCUCAUCCGUCGCUGGGCCACCUGGUUCUGCUCGUCUUCGAAGCGGUGAUGCAGGUAGUCUGUGUCAGUCUUCCAGGAUACAUUAUCGCGAGGCUGGGCCACUUCGACGCCGACAAGCAGAAGUUCCUCGCGAACCUGAACGUGAUGCUCUUCACGCCAUGUCUUAUCUUCACGAAGCUCGCCUCCCAGCUCAACGCCGACAAGCUCCUCGAGCUUGGCGUUAUACCAAUCAUCUUCGUCAUACAGACCCUCGUGUCGUACUGCGUUUCGCAAGUCGUGACCCGGCUGUUCGGUUUCAACAAGAGGGCCUCCAACUUCGUCACGGCCAUGGGAGUCUUUGGAAACUCCAACUCGUUACCCAUCUCUCUCGUGAUCUCGCUCUCGCAGACGCUCAAGGGCCUCCACUGGGACAAGAUCCCCGGCGACAACGACGACGAGGUCGCCGCCCGCGGCAUCUUAUACCUGAUGAUCUUCCAGCAGCUGGGACAACUGGUACGAUGGAGCUGGGGUUAUCAUGUACUUCUCGCGCCCAAGGAGAAGUACGAGGAGUACCACAGCGAGAGAGCCGAGGAGGGUCGAUUCGCCGGUGACGCGAUGGGCAGUGAGGAAACAGACAACCUGUUGGACUACAAUGAGGAGGAUGACGAGGAGAAUGAGGCGCAUAGGAGCGGCGACUCAGACAUCUACGAGCCAGCUGGUCGCACGCCGGUGGCGAACAUGUCGCAAUCAUCCCUGGCCGACCUGGACGUCCAUCGCGACGGCACGAUCGCCGAGGACAUCGACGGCACCCAGGAUGAGACCAUUCUGUCCUUCCCGCGCAUCCGCAACAGCGAUGAGCCGGAGCUGCCGGACGGCAUCAGGGGUGUGCCGGAGCGGUUGCAGCGCUGGACCAAGCUGAGAAAGGCUGCCGCAGCGCAGGCGCUGGUGCGCAGGCGCCAGGAGGCAUAUGCCCGUCUCCCGCCUACCCUCCAGCGUGCCGCCGACCUUACACGGCGUGCCGGCAGCAAGGUCAACACGUUCCUUUGGGAGUUCAUGAACCCGCCCCUUUGGGCUAUGCUUAUUGCCGUGAUCGUUGCCUCGGUCCCGGACCUCCAGCGGCUCUUUUUCGAGGAAGGCUCCUUCAUCAAGAACAGCGUUACCAGCGCCGUCAGCUCCAGCGCGGGUGUCGCAGUCCCGCUCAUCCUAGUCGUGUUGGGCGCCAAUCUCGCGCGCAACACACAGAGGCGUGAUGGUGAGGCCGCAGACCCGGAGGAGGCCCAGAUCGGCACCAGGCUGCUGGUCGCCAGUCUCCUCUGCCGCAUGCUCCUGCCGACAGUAAUCAUGGCGCCCAUCCUGGCAGUCUUCGCCAAGUAUGUGCCGGUCAGCAUCCUUGACGAUCCGAUCUUCGUGAUCGUCUGCUUCCUACUCGUCGGUGCGCCCAGCGCCCUGCAGCUCGCACAGAUCUGCCAGAUCAACUCCGUGUACGAGAAUGUCAUGUCGAAGGUCCUAUUCCAGAGCUAUGUCAUCUGGAUUCUUCCGUCCACCCUUGUUCUGGUCAUGCUUGCACUGGAAGUGGUUGAAUGGGCAGUCUAGGAGAAAUAAUCCGCUUCCGCUCCAGCACAGGAUGAUGUUGCCAUCGCCUUGACGCUUCUUCCAUACUUGAGCGUAUAGCACAGCACACCCACUAACAUAGAGAGAGCCUACAUCUAUUGGCAGCUUUAUCAUCGCAUGUCUAUCGGCGUUUGGGACCCGUAUCGGGCUCAUUGCUUUUGAGUUCUUUUGUGAAUUUCUCUCGGUAUUGGAGUUCUGGGUUUAGGGACAAGAGGCGGCGACGGAUCGCUUCCAAGGGUCGUCACAUGGAUAAACUGUACUUAAGUGACAAGACGAGUCUCGGGGUAAAAGAAAAUGGGGCUCAGUAUACUGUGUUGAUACAAUCGGGGCUUUGAAAAUUUUUUCUUUUUUUUUUGGGGGGGGGGGGGGUUUGUGUAAGCACAUACACGCCUAGAGGGACAGGAAUAACUUACAAAGAAGAGGGAGGAUUGUGGUCGUAUAAAUUAGGCAAGCAAGCAGACAUGGGGGUCACAAUCUCAAGCAAGACCGAAACAGAGUUUUUUUUGUUUUUUUUUGUUGUCAG